AAGGUCAGAUCACUAAAAAAGACUAGAAAGAAAUGAAAGCAUACAUUUUUUCUUUAUUUUUUUUUUAAAUUGAACUAGUUAUUAUAAUAAUGUUAUUGUUGUCUAAUUUGUUCCCAAAGUCUAUAUUCAAGCUUUGGCGAUACAAAGGGAAAAUAAUCGCACUUGACACCUCCAUUAUUAUGAACCAGUUCCGUUCAGCUGUUCCUAAUCUGAAUUUAAGCUUGUUAGGUGUGUUCUACCGCACGCUGACGUUCCUGGAGCACGACAUCAAGCCGGUGUUUGUGUUCGAUGGAGAUCCUCCUGAGCAGAAGAGAGCCCUGCUGGAGAAAAGAGCACAGAGUGCAGGCAGGAGCAGCGCACAACGCCCUCACGCUGGUGUGUCGUCUCAAACCAAGGAAUUCCUGCGUCUCCUCAUGCUCCUCGGUGUUCCUUGUGUCCAGGCUCCCAGUGACGCCGAGGCGUUUUGUGCUCAGUUGGUCAGUAGUGGUGUGGUGGAUGCCGUGGCCUCAGAGGACAUGGACACGCUGGCGUUCGGAGGGACGGUUCUCCUUCGCCAGCUCAACGCAAAGAGAGUGAGUGAGGUGAUGGAGUACUCUCUGCCAAAGUUACUGGAAAUCCUGCAGCUCACACAAAAAGAGUUUGUAGAUCUGUGUAUUUUAUUGGGAUGUGAUUAUUGUGAUAAGAUCACGGGUUUGGGGCCGAGUCGAGCGCUGAAGCUCAUCCAGCAGCACCGCAAUAUAGAGGACGUGAUGCUCAACAUCAACACGAAGACACACCGGGUCCCUUUAGGUUGGCAGUACCAGGCUGCGCGGAAGCUGUUCCUGGACUCGCCCCGGUCUGAACUGCCCCAUCUGCAGUGGAGUGAACCUAACGAGCCGGAGCUGGUGAACUUCCUGUGUCAGGAGAAACACCUCAAGUUAGUGUUUAGUCGUUGGUGUUGUGUGUUUGGUGAUCAGGGAGGAGAAGGUGCGAGGGCGGAUGGAGAAGUUCCGGCAGAAACUCGCCCACAGAAGGAAGGAGAGAGAGGAGGAAAAGGGAAAGGGGGGAGGCAGACAGACCAGUUUGGACCAAUUCUUUCCUGUGACACGGAAAAGACGGUCUGCAGAAGCAGGAGGAUCCGCAACCAGGAAGCAACAGAAGACUAAAUAAUGCUGUUUGUUUUAAACCCUAGUGAUGGAGAGAAGUCGUCGGUUAUUUCACUCUGAUUCCUGUGUUAGUUUUAAUUUUAUUUGAAAUUACGGUGUAAAUUUAAGCGGCUUGGAUUUGCUGAUUAUUUUUUUUUACGAAUGUUAAAGAUCAUGUUAAAGAUCAUGUUGUUAUUAUAUGAUGUAUAAGAUCAGAGGAUAGAAGUAUCAGAAUAAAGUUAAACAGGUAUGUAAA
This is a messenger RNA of Ictalurus punctatus (channel catfish), 1380 nucleotides long. RefSeq names its product probable flap endonuclease 1 homolog. The record is from RefSeq and is a predicted model, not a curated record. The coding region runs from base 90 to 1145 and encodes 351 amino acids. NCBI's taxonomy places the organism in Eukaryota, Metazoa, Chordata, Actinopteri, Siluriformes, Ictaluridae. The transcript has 11 exons. Gene Ontology annotation, molecular function: 5'-3' exonuclease activity; RNA-DNA hybrid ribonuclease activity; DNA binding. Gene Ontology annotation, cellular component: nucleus.